AAGUAGAAGUUAAGCAUUGCACCAUACUUUGUGUCAGUACGGAAGAUAGAGUUGUUUUUCAAUGUUCAAGGAUUUUAUGUAGUCAAAAAGUGCCGUAAAGCUUCACCAUGUGGAGCUUUAUUCUUCUUCUCUGGUCCUGGAUUCGUAUCGCUGUUGUUGUAGGAGCUUCAGAGACAAUUAUAGGAUACAGAGGAGAGAGAGUUGAGAUCAGAUGCUCAUAUGAAUCUAGAUAUGAAUCAAAUUCAAAGUAUUUUUGUAAAGGCGAGUGUAGCUUUGGAUUUAAAAUCAUCAUGGUUAAAUCAGGAUCUCCAGCUAAAGACGAGAGAUUCUCUCUGACUGACGACACGACGAACAGAGUUUUCACCGUCACCAUCACUGAUCUGAGAACAGAGGAUGAAGGACAAUACUGGUGUGCUGUGAAGAGGACUUUGCCUUUUACUGAUGUCUAUUCAGAGAUUUUGUUGAAGGUUAAACAGGGUCCAUUGACUCAGAUCACUUCACCUGACACAAGUUCAUUUGGUAUCAUCAUCACAGGAGUUUUGGUUUUGCUCCUGAUAAGUGCUGUAUUGCUUAUUGUGGCCGUACGAAAGAAAAAGCAGACUUGUGGUCUGUUCUCCUCCUUCACCGAAGGGCUUCAUUUGACAUUAAGAAAAGGAGCAGAGAAUGAAUAUGAUGAAGGGAACCCGACUGUCCUGCCGAACUCACACACAGCUCAAAGUGAUAAUAUUUCUGCAGAAAAUGAGUUUCACAGACCUGUGAACACAGAACCAGCCGACACAGACCUCGAUUACACAAAUGUUACUUCUGCAGCGACAAACAGUCAGAAUCUGGAUCAGAUCUACACAGAACUCAACGCCAGUAGACAGAGUCACAUUUAUCAGUGUCUUAGAGCUGAUUCUGCUAGAAAAGAGUCGAUCUAUCACAACACUGAUUGAACGAUUGACUGAACACUCGUACUCAUACUGUAAAGAGCGAUGUUCACUAAUUAGGAAAUGGCUAAUCAGCACAAUGACAUCAUGACACGACUGAUCGGCUGAUGUCCUCGCAAGAAAACAAACUAUCUCAGUCAGGAAACACUGUUUGAAUGGCCGUCAAUGGAGAAAGAUGAACCCAUAUAGUGUAGUUACGACAUCUACUAGCAGAGGUUAAUUGGUUCCUGCUAACCAGCUAAACCUCAACCACUCGGCAAGAACAGCUUUUGAUUGAGAAUUUAAAUAACUUUUUUUAGUAGUGUUGUAAAGUCAGAAUCAGAAAGAGCUUUAUUGCCAGGUAUGUUUACACAUAUGAGGAAUUUGUUCCUGAAGCUUCCACAGCACAAACAGAAUGACAGUGACAAGACACAGGUAAUAAAAAUAAUAAAUAUAGAACAAGUAAACAGGAAAUAACAAUAUACAUACACACAAAUUUACAAAAAUCGACAAUAGGCAGUAUAUGUGUGUACCGGUACAUUAUGUACAAAUGCAAGGAAAUGUAAAUAAGUAUGGUGUGAUAAAUAAAUAAAUAAAUA
Messenger RNA from Ctenopharyngodon idella (grass carp), 1507 nucleotides. Its product is annotated as CMRF35-like molecule 1. The transcript is spliced from 6 exons. Lineage: Eukaryota; Metazoa; Chordata; Actinopteri; Cypriniformes; Xenocyprididae. The record is from RefSeq and is a predicted model, not a curated record. The coding region runs from base 108 to 935 and encodes 275 amino acids.